CGGCGACACAGAGGUUCUCUUUCCCCGGAACGAAGACACGAGAGAAAGUCCAACGGAAUCCUGCAUCAAAAUGUUCCCUCCCUUGAAAAAAGUUCCAUACUCGAGCUCGGUCACGUGUCUGGCUGCUCACAAAAAACGCGCGUUCUGUUUGACAGCAGUUGAAGGAAACAAGAAACAAAGUCUUUGCCUGUUGAAAGAGAAGAUACCAAGUCCUGGAUUUCAAGCAAGCCUAAACAUGAAGCCUCUGAGAAAGAUGAACUUUGUCAAUAUCCCUCCAUUUCACUUCAACACGUAGCCACUGCUGCGACGAGACAUCUUGUGCCCCCUCGCUGAGUCCUUAGAAUGCUCUCGUUUUUUCAUCGCUGUCCAAAAGAAAACUUGACUUCUCAGAUCCGGGGAACCGCGUAUGCGUCUUGUUCUGUCUUCAAAGGUCUCCAGAGACACUUUUAAAGCCGUUCAUUUACCUGCGGCGAGAUGCACUGACGAGCUGAAGGAAAGCGCGACCCAGUCCUUCACGUUCAACACGGUGCUUCUCUCCAAAAAGAAGAGGCCUCUUGCUGCUCGGCUUCUUCCGUCGGUUCACUCUCGAUGAAAACAGGAAAUACUCAACUCGCUGGAAGUCUUUCUCGCUCGCUUCCUUCAACCAGGGACGAAUGGAGAACUGUGAAUUGACAGACUCCAAGAACCCCCAGAGGCAGCGACGAGGUACCAAGCUGGAGGCAACAGACUUCGGACAUACAUGGACCGUGACAAAAACUGCUGUGUGUUGUUUCGCGGUUCACUGUGUCCGUUCCUGACGCAUUCGUCGCAUGAAGUUCAAAGACAAGCAACAACUGCUGAUGCUAGACUCCCUGAUACAUGAAAUCAGGUUCCUGUGGUUCGGUCAACCACCGUUUCUUCAGAUGCCGACGACUCAAGCUGAUCCUGGUACACCUCAUCCACGGGAUUUCGGAGUUCCAUAGACUGUCUUUUCUUGUACAGGCAGGCCCAGAUGUUUCUCCAGAGAGGCUUGUUCUCGGUUUUGAAGAACCGUUUCCUUUUCCGAAUCUUUUUCUCUGCUGCAUCCGACCCGAUGGAAGCGCGACCUUGCAUUCGAGUUGUUCCCUGACUUUCUCUCUUUCUACAGAUUCUUUCCUGCCAUCUCCUCUCCGACCUUUUCUACCUUGAGAGUCCUUCGCCUUCGCUGUCUUCGCGGACGACAGGCGUCUCUCUAUCUGGCCCUUUCAGAGUCUGUCUCGUUUAACGAUCGGACGCGUGAGUCGUCUCAUCGGCGGUGUCCCUCGAAACAGCUGCGUUAAUGCGACGGUGAACGCAGAAGUUCGCUUCUUUCUAGCGCGCUACGGCCACUGGAGAAGCCACAGCCGACACUCGUAUUCUACACACUUUCCAGCUGUCAGCAACUGGGAUUCUUUCCUCGUGAGAAGCACUGUUUCCUGAACACGAAGGCGGAAAAGACCCAACGACCCCAGAGAAGGCUGCUUCCCGCGCCUGCGCGCCUCGUUGGUGAAGACUCCGAAACCACAACUGAACUCUGCAGGUUUCUCCCUGCUGCCUUCAUAGUUUCUCGUCGACUUCACAGUCUGCUUUCUCCUCUCCUGCACUCUUUUCUUCUUCUUACUGGACUGGAGGCGAUCCAGGUCCUGUAAGAAGGGAAGGGAGCUUCGUCUCGGCCAAAGCGCGCCAACUUUCCUGCUCGAGGCGUCAAUAGUCCAACGGUUAGGAUACCUGCCUUCCAAGCAGGUGACCCGGGUUCGACUCCCGGUUGACGCAUGCGUUUUUUCGGGAAAAAGUCCUCGCAGUAAAUCUCUUUUCUUUUCGCCUUCCCUCUCUGUGUCGAGCUCAGCGUCCUGCUUUGAUCUUCGCUAGUGUGUGUCGCCUGGCCAACUUCUUUCCGGUCGCUUCUGCAUGCGCUCUGCUUGCCGUGAGGACUGCCAAAACGUUUCUCAAGAACCGUCCUUCGCGGCUCCUGCUUUCCCCCACUCUGCGCGACAGAUUCUCCGUACACACUCCACACAGAUACAUGCUGUCUUGUCGCGUUUCUUCUCGUGAGCCUUUCUUUCUUUGUCUCUCGAGUUCCUCCGGUUCUGCUUUUCCCAGGGCGGAGGCACCGCAGAAGCUGCGGAACUGCUCGCCACACGCUGGCCCUCUGUUUCUACCUCUUCCAACUCGUCCUGCAGCGUCUUUUUCUUCGCAUCUCUCUCUUUCUUUUCGUCGGCUUUCGAGUUUUCCCCUUUUUCUGAAACUCUGCAUGCAGCUGCGUUCCUCUUCAAGGCCGAGUGUUCGACACACACCCGAGCGAGAUCGCGUUCUGAGGCAAACGCUCUCUUUUCGGCGGUCUUCCAGAGUUCCUGCUGCUUUCUCUCCUUGCUCGUUCGUUUUACUGUUCUCUCUCUUUCUCUGCUCGCGCGCCUGUGUUCCUCGUUGCUUCGCCGAAGAGCUUCUUCAGCGCCCACGGAUUCCACGCUUGUCUCUGUUCCUCCAGUUUCUUUUUUUCCAAACUUGACUGAAUUUGAGAGCAGACUUCUGUCCACUUCCCUUUUGCGUGAAGGCGAAAGCUCGACUUUCUCCGUUUUCUUGAGUUUCGUUCAAUUUCUCUCGACAGCUUCUUCCAUGUUCAAUGUCCCUCACGAUGACGCGCUAUUCCGUGAUCUUGCCGGCAUACAACGAGCGAGAAAACAUCCCCUAUAUGGUGUGGAUGCUCGUGGACGCAUUCAAAAAGAACCAUCUGGAUUUCGAGAUCCUCCUGGUCGACGACAGCAGUCCAGACGGCACUGCUGCUGCUUAUAAGGAACUUCAAAAGAUUUUCCGUGGAGAAAGACUUUUGUUGCUCGAGCGACCGGGGAAACUCGGACUGGGCUCUGCGUACGCGGAUGGACUGAAGAAAACAACGGGAGACUUCAUCAUCCUCAUGGAUGCCGACUUUUCGCACCAUCCGAAAUUCAUUCCGGAGUUCAUCAAGAAGCAGAAAGAAGGAGACUUCGAUGUUGUCACGGGAUCGCGGUACAUCAAAGGAGGCGGCGUUUGCGGCUGGGAUGCAAAGAGAAUCAUCAUCAGUCGGGGCGCGAAUUUCCUUGCCCAGACUCUGUUGAAUCCGCGCGUCUCAGACCUCACGGGAUCGUUUCGGCUCUUCAAGCGAAAUGCACUGGAGAACAUCAUGACAAGAAUCAUCAGCAAGGGCUACGUCUUUCAAAUGGAAGUCGCAGUGCGGGCGCGCGAACUGGGCUACUCGAUAGGGGAGGUCCCCAUCACCUUCGUGGACCGGAUUUAUGGAGAAUCGAAACUCGGCGGCAACGAAAUCUGGCAGUAUCUGAAGGGUCUCUUAACGCUGUUUUGGACAAUCUAAAAAAGGAACGAGAGGAAUGAGGCGCGAACGCGAGAGGAACAUAACCGCUCGGAUAAUGGAAGAGAGGAGACACUCCGGAGGCGAGAGAUUCAAACAGAAACGCGGAAGGCGUUUCCGCCCCAGCCCACGAGACAGCCUGCGGAGAGACGACAUGAUCCAACGCUGAAAUUGGAAUUCAGUGGCGUUUUCUUAUGAAACUUAACCUUUGCGCUUCUGUCUCUUUCUUGUGAGGAGAAGUCUCUCCUAGAUGAUGCGUGCGAACGCGAGAUCUGGUGACACCGCGUUUCCCUCUCUCUCCCUGCUCGUUUUCUUUGCCUUGUUGUCCGUCAUGUCAGUCGGCUUUCUCGUUCAUCUGCGCGUUCGGUUCGUUUUCUUUCGCGACCUCCAUUGCUCUCUGCCGCCGCUUCUCUCUUUGUUCGCUGUCCUCUCUUUUUCGUCUGCGUUUUUCUCCCGUCUCAAGAGACCUCUGCGAUGGAUUGUUCUUUGAAAACAUUUCUCUAGCCGAAUGUCCAACCAUACAGUUACUUACCUACUUACAUACAUUUGUACGCAUACAUAUAUAUAUGCAUUUUGAUUUUUUUAUUUAAGUUUAUUUAUUUGAAUUUAUCUAUUCAUUUUGUUCAUGGAAAUGUGUUUUUGUCCUUGUCUCUGGAGAGUGCGUUUCUCUGGACGCGGUGGAACAUUCAGGUCACGAGGGUUCCCCCC
This is a messenger RNA of Toxoplasma gondii ME49, 4048 nucleotides long. Its product is annotated as dolichol-phosphate-mannose synthase family protein. Gene Ontology annotation, molecular function: dolichyl-phosphate beta-D-mannosyltransferase activity. The transcript has 11 exons. Gene Ontology annotation, biological process: GPI anchor biosynthetic process; protein O-linked glycosylation via mannose. Gene Ontology annotation, cellular component: endoplasmic reticulum membrane. The record is from RefSeq and is a predicted model, not a curated record. NCBI's taxonomy places the organism in Eukaryota, Apicomplexa, Conoidasida, Eucoccidiorida, Sarcocystidae. The coding region runs from base 2618 to 3343 and encodes 241 amino acids.